Molecule: messenger RNA, 519 nt
Organism: Penicillium canescens
Lineage: Eukaryota; Fungi; Ascomycota; Eurotiomycetes; Eurotiales; Aspergillaceae
Exons: 3
Coding region: 1-519 (172 amino acids)
Source: RefSeq, a predicted model, not a curated record
AUGUCCUCACCUUCAUUCUUCAACAUUGGAAUUAUCGAUGUUAAUCCAGAAUCUAACCUCCUUUCUGACGUCCCAAUGGCCGACCUAAGCCGUGCUUUCUUCAUUUGUUGGCAAGAAUAUUCUACAGAAGGCAUACCACUAGACGAAGAGACUACCACUGGGGUGGAGCUUCGAGGAGGGUCACUCACUCCCCUAGGGUGUUUCAUCCCUGCUAUAUUGCAGAAUCCGCUGGUUAUCCGUAAUAUCCGGAAUGAUCCGCGCAUUGGAGGGCUGAAGCUUGUCGUAUAUGAGGUAUAUCAAGAGGCCGUUCUUUUCUGUAAGCAUAAGGACUGCCCCCUCAUACAUCCGAAAUCAGCUAAAGUUGCAGGGCGUUCUCGAUCAAAAUGGCUGCUUCGCGGCUCAAUGCUCGACCUAUCUCGAACUAUGUAUCCCUUCCGGAACGCGUACGGGAUAUCAUCCUUAUACAAUCUGCACUACGUAACAUGUGUUAGCGAGGAUAUCGGUGUUCUUCCGUAUUAA